GAGGAAGUCGUGAAAACCAGGACAACCCGCGCAGGAGGAAUGCAUGAACUCCUCCCCUCACUUUGCGAUCAGUUACGUCCUUCUCCUCCUCCUCUUCUCUGGAACUAGCAGCAGUAUAGGAGCUGCCGUGCCUCGUCUUUCACGGAGGAGAUCCCGAAAGCCGGAGUAUUAGAAAAACCCCAUACAGCCAUGGCAGGAAACGCCGGCUUAGAAAACCACCGUAUCAAGAGCUUUAAAAAUAAGGGACGUGAUGUCGAGACUAUGAGAAGACAUCGAAAUGAGGUGACAGUUGAGUUGAGAAAAAACAAACGAGACGAACAUCUACUGAAGAAGAGAAAUGUCCCACAGGAGGAGAGUCUGGAGGACUCUGAUGUUGAUUCCGACUUCAAAGGACAAAACGUUACGCUUGAUGCCAUCUUACAGAAUGCUACCAGUGAUAAUGCUGUGGUACAGCUCAGUGCUGUACAGGCAGCCAGAAAACUGCUCUCGAGUGACAGAAACCCUCCCAUCGAUGACUUGAUAAAGUCUGGGAUCCUGCCUAUUUUAGUCAAAUGCCUGGAACGGGACGACAACCCCUCUCUUCAAUUUGAGGCAGCUUGGGCUCUGACCAACAUUGCCUCUGGGACAUCCGCACAGACUCAGGCUGUGGUUAAAUCCAGUGCAGUGCCCCUGUUCUUGCGACUGCUACACUCCCCCCACCAAAACGUGUGUGAACAGGCUGUGUGGGCUUUAGGAAACAUUAUAGGUGAUGGUCCACAGUGCAGGGAUUAUGUCAUCUCCCUGGGCGUGGUCAAGCCCCUGCUUUCUUUCAUCAAUCCAUCAAUCCCCAUUACCUUCCUCCGCAAUGUUACCUGGGUCAUUGUUAACCUCUGCCGCAACAAGGAUCCACCACCACCCAUGGAAACUGUGCAGGAGAUUUUGCCUGCCCUCUGUGUGCUAAUAUAUCACACCGAUAUAAAUAUCCUAGUAGACACAGUGUGGGCCCUGUCCUACCUGACAGACGGAGGUAAUGAGCAGAUCCAGAUGGUUAUUGAUUCUGGAGUGGUUCCAUUUCUUGUUCCUCUCCUCAGCCAUCAGGAGGUCAAAGUUCAGACAGCAGCUCUGCGGGCAGUUGGAAAUAUUGUGACAGGGACAGACGAACAGACCCAGGUUGUGCUCAACUGUGAUGUCCUCUCACAUUUCCCCAACCUGCUCACACACCCUAAAGAAAAGAUCAACAAGGAAGCAGUCUGGUUCCUGUCCAACAUUACAGCUGGGAACCAGCAGCAGGUCCAAGCUGUCAUUGAUGCCGGACUGAUUCCUAUGAUCAUUCACCAGCUGGCUAAGGGUGACUUUGGCACUCAAAAGGAGGCAGCAUGGGCCAUCAGCAACCUCACCAUCAGUGGGAGGAAAGACCAGGUGGAGUUCCUGGUGGAGCAGAACGUCAUCCCUCCAUUCUGUAACCUGCUUUCAGUGAAGGACUCCCAGGUGGUGCAGGUCGUCCUGGACGGCCUAAAGAAUAUCCUCAUCAUGGCAGGAGAUGAGGCCAGCACCAUCGCUGAGAUCAUAGAGGAGUGUGGAGGUUUGGAGAAGAUAGAAAAUCUGCAGCAGCAUGAGAAUGAGGAUAUUUACAAACUAGCCUUUGAGAUUAUUGAUCAGUACUUUUCAGGAGAUGAUAUUGAUGAAGAUCCCAGUUUGAUCCCUGAAACCACUCAAGGAGGAACCUUCAAUUUUGAUCCAGCUUCGAACAUGCAAGCCAAGGAGUUUAAUUUCUAAAAGCCAGGAUGUUUGGUUCAACUAGCUGCACGGGUACUCUGUAAUCACCCCAGAUGUUCAUCCAUCUCUUCUCCAACCUGGCAACUUGGUACAGAAGGAUUUACUUAGCAUCACUUCAACAUGGAAAUUCACCACUGAAGGAUUUACCCACCCCCACCUCUGCACUGUGGGAUGUUUUUAUUUCUAAAUGGUCAUCCUUCACAGGAAACGGCAAACCUUCAUUGGAGUCCUGGUCAUUCAACAGGCAUCAUCACCAUCUGGCAACCUGCAUCAGGAGGAUUGCCGGUGUUCUCUGCCAGUGCUUCUAAAUGUCACACAAAAAUAAAACCAGAAGGAAGAAAAUGCUGUUGGGCAAGAUUUAAUUGCCAAAUGUCAAGUCUUCACAAAGACAGAAACACAAGCACAUGUCCAGGCACGAGCACGCAUAUACACUUUUUGACAUAUAGAAUUUGUGUGCAUACUUCUUAGAAGCCAUCAUGUCACUUAUGGGGAAGAAAUACUGCUGUUUGUUUGUGGUUUAUUUUUGUGCUUUCCCUCCCCUGGAUUGUCCUCUGGUGUUACUUCACCCACGCGCACGCACACUGACAUUCAAAUACACAAAUCAACACACUUAGUCACACUGAUUUCUGAUGGCCGGGCACCUUGAUAACCCUCUCUCACCCAGUUUAAAGAGUUAAUCCCAGAGCUAAGCCAUGAUUAACCACGGACCCCCACUGCCCUCCCAGGAGAGUUCUUGGGCAGGUGGAGGGGUGAAAGGGCUCUAAGGCGAAAAGAGGAACUCUGUGGAAACCUGACUGACGGGACUUCUGACUCAAUGACGUCACUUUUUUCAAUGUGAUCCCUGAAUUAUCAAACAAUGUUUAAGAAAAUCAUGAAAAAUGUGAAGAAUACGCCAUAAUUUUUUCCAACACAUACUGUAAGACCUGCUAACUGCCUGCUUCUGAUUCAGCAGAGCGACAACGUUGUUUUUUACGGAUGUGAAUAUGGGAGGAAGCACCUUUGGGUGAAGGAGCAGAGACUUAAGAGGAACGUGUCAGCUGUAGCGUUUUAAACCCCCCCCCCUCCAUACACACAGGACAGUGUCUGCAGCAUGAGCUCGUCACAUCAUGUGAUCCAGUCAACUCUUUGCUUGGGACUCCCCUGUAAUGUGAAACUCUAAAGGGGGAGGUUUACAAAAAAAAAAAAAAAAAAA
This is a messenger RNA of Monopterus albus (swamp eel), 2947 nucleotides long. RefSeq names its product karyopherin alpha 3 (importin alpha 4) (gene kpna3). The coding region runs from base 190 to 1755 and encodes 521 amino acids. Gene Ontology annotation, molecular function: protein binding; nuclear import signal receptor activity. The record is from RefSeq and is a predicted model, not a curated record. NCBI's taxonomy places the organism in Eukaryota, Metazoa, Chordata, Actinopteri, Synbranchiformes, Synbranchidae. Gene Ontology annotation, cellular component: cytoplasm. Gene Ontology annotation, biological process: protein import into nucleus. The transcript has 17 exons.